This is a messenger RNA of Chelmon rostratus (copperband butterflyfish), 4145 nucleotides long. RefSeq names its product metadherin a (gene mtdha). Gene Ontology annotation, molecular function: transcription coregulator activity. Gene Ontology annotation, biological process: positive regulation of canonical NF-kappaB signal transduction; positive regulation of angiogenesis; regulation of transcription by RNA polymerase II. The record is from RefSeq and is a predicted model, not a curated record. Gene Ontology annotation, cellular component: nucleus. NCBI's taxonomy places the organism in Eukaryota, Metazoa, Chordata, Actinopteri, Chaetodontiformes, Chaetodontidae. The coding region runs from base 36 to 1523 and encodes 495 amino acids. The transcript has 12 exons.
UGAUAGCUAACAGUUAGCUAGCGUGAUUUGGAAAGAUGGCUGGGGACUUUCGGGGUUUUGCGCUAGAAAAAGCCGAGCUGCUAUCCAGCCGUUUAAAGGAGGUAUUGUCUUCGGGACAAGGAUAUGUUCGGGCUCAGUUCGGGGUGGAUUUGGGUCUGAAGCCUGAGUUGUAUCCGACAUGGGUCAUCCUGUCAACGGCCGCGGUGGGUCUGUUGUUGCUACUCGGUCUGUCAUGGGCCGCCGUUUGUAGCGGUUUGUUCAUCGGGAAAAAGCGGGGAUCCCCGGUCUCCCAAGGCAUCUGUGAGCCUGAUAAGGUCAAUUUAGCUAAAAUUGCCAAACCAGAAGAACAGAAGAAAAGGUCCAGGAAGAAAACGCAUGAAAAGAAGACUCAAUCCAAUGGACAGCCAGUGGCUGUAGCUCAGGAGGAAGUUAAAGUGACUGAAGCAGUUUCCAAGAUAGCCCCGCAGGUCAAAACUGAGAAGGUGCAUGAGGUGCAGGCCCCAGUGCAGGUGAAAAAGAACAAGAAGAAAACCAAGACAGAUGUGAAACCAGUCCAGCAAGUGUCUACAAAUGAUGGGAAGGAAGCUGAUGAUGGUGCAUGGGAGACCAAAGUCAGUAACCGAGAGAAGAAACAGCAGCGCAGGAAGGACAAGGGCCCUGAGGACUCUGGUAGCUCAGGAGGGGUGGAGGCUCUGAAGACCAAUGUGGAGGGACCUGUAGCCACAGCACCGACCAACACCAAGAAGAACAGAGGAAACCAUGAGUCCAGGCAUUCAAGAUCUACUGGAAAGGUGGAUGCAGCCAGUGGGGCUGGGUCCUCCAGCUGGAGAGAGGAGCCUUCAGUCAAUGGUGGAGGUUGGACUGACAUGUCUAUGAAGAUACCAGGACAGAUGGGUGCGAUGGAGGGAACCAAGUGGAGCGGCAUUCACACAGCGACACAUUACAGGGCCCCACCUAAGCGGCAGUCCUGGGCACAGGAGACGCAAGUGGCAUGGAGUGGCAUUGAUGGCCGGAUAAAGACUGACCUCAACCCUGUGUCCUUCUCCAUGCUGGGACAAAAUGCUACAGAUCCAACAGCAAAUUCAAUGGAGAUGCAGUGGUCGAGUCGUCCUGACGUUGAUGAUGAAUGGUCUGGAUUCAAUGGGAUGGCAGCAGUGGACCCCAGCUCCGACUGGAAUGCUCCAGCAGAGCACUGGGGAAACUACGAAGAGCCCCCUGUUUUGGUAACACCAGCCCAUCCACCGAAGGAACAGCCUGUCCACCACAAGGUAUCGGAGGAUGAGAAGGACAUCGAGGAUCCCCCCGGUGCAGCAGCCAAAUCCAAGAAGAAGAGGAAAAAAAAGAAGAAAGCUGAGGAGGAGGCUGCAUCUGAAGCUCAGACGCCAAGCACAGUGCCCCAAGACCUUCCUGUGCAGGCCUCCAAAAAGCAGAAUCCCAGCAUAUCCUCCUCUCAGAAAAAGUCUGAGCAGAUUGCGGAGCCUCCGAAGGCCUCCCAGAAGAAGAAGGUCCGAAGAGAAACGUGAAGCCACAUCACAGGUCCAUUCAAAGCAUAUGCAAAUGAUUGUUAAAUGUGUCACAUGCAAUAAUAACCAGGUACAGGAGUUUCUUUCUAAGAUACAUCAACGGUUUAUCAGUUACCAAAACAAAAAGAAAACAAGCAGCAGAUGUCGCCUGCUUGGCUAAAUACAGUGAUGAAAUGUGGUCCUAUGGACUGAAAUCUUAAAACUAAUUUGCACUAUUUGCUACGCUGCAACCAGAGUGGAGUUUCAGGGGAGGUGGGCUUACAGUGGAGGUACAUGUUCAUGUAAUUAUUUUUUAUGGCAUCAGAAGUAUUUUUUCCCUUCAAGAGUGUGUGUUAAUAAUCGUUAACCCAAAAACACAAAACAGAUUUUUUUUUUUUGUAUUAAAUGAAAAUUUUAGUUGCAAGAGACGCGUGCAUUUUUGCUCCCCAGAAUAUUGCACUUUGUUUUGUUUUCCAUGCUGCUGCCCCUAUAUCAGUGACUGAAAAGUGUGGGAGCAAGCUGCAUGCGAGGGCUGGUCUCAGAUCAGAAUAGGUUCAGAUUUCUUUUUUUUUUUCUUUUUUUCCCCAAGGCUAUCUCAGUACAACACUCACAUGCAGCUCACACUCAUAUGUGUGUUGAAGGAGUUGAGGGUUGUUGUAGUCAUCCCAACUCUCUAUACUGGCCAUGAAGUGAUUUCCUCCUAGAGCAGCACCAGUAUUAUCACGAAGGACAUUGCACACCCCUAACAAAAACCCUCUGUGUUUCCCUGGACAUUGUUUUCUUGCUGAUGUGUGAGUGAUACCUCCUGGCAGUCACAUGCAGGUUUGUUGCCAUGACAAAAUCCAAACAAUAAACUUACAUGUGACUGCCAGGACAAAGUUACCCACUUGAUUUGGCUCUUCUCAGACUGAUGAAGCCUCAUGCUAGUUUUGGAUGAACAACAACUUGCACAUUUGUGCAGAAAAAAUGCAUUUUGUAGCCCAUUUCUUACAGUGUAGUCGCUCUAUGAAGGGAUCCCCGCACAGCCAGUGUGGACAGCAGUGAUGUGUAUGACUAAAAACUCUUUUAAUGCACAGAUUACAUGUGAGUGUCAUGUUAACAUAGUGAUAUUUUGCAAGAGUCUAUCAUUUGAGUGUAAAAACUUGUUUGUGAAGAAUGGCAGCUGUGGUCAGGUUGAAUUCUGUCAGCGGUGGGAAGUUUCACAGCAGGAAAAAAAAUAUCCACAGCCACUCCUGCAGCGUAAGCCACCUCUGCACUGUCCGUCCCUGUGAUAGUAUGUUCCAUACAUUCAUAGUUUUACCAAAAUAUGCUUAAAUACACAGCUGCCUGAGCUUCAGAGCUACAGGGAGAGGCAUAGACACUGAAGCUGUGUGUUCAGCCACAUUUUGCUCAAACUAUGAUGACAACUUGCAGCACAGUGACGGCUGGAAAGUUACUGAUUCAUUAUUUAUGGAGCAGAUCAGAUAAUUGUUUUAGAAAUUUGGAUGUUUGAUUCAUUCUGGAUUCACACUGGGGAAUGUUGAUAGCUGCUGUGUAGAGAGCACAGUAACUGGUCCGAACCACCAGGAGGCACUGUAAAGUGAAGUAAAGGAGUAGUGGGAUCACAGCAGUAGCGCUGUAAAGUGUUGUCCACUCUGCUUUUAUCAUUCUGAGUGUCUGUCUUUAUCUGACGCGACUGUAUGUUGAUUUUCUAGAGACUUGAUUGUCCCUCCUGCACUCUGUAUGAUUUUUUUGAAACCUUUUUUCUUCCAGUUGUUGUGCUAGAAAAAGCCUCGCCAUAUGUACAGAUUGUAAGGGCUUUUUCCAGGUCUGUGAUUGCACUGUGCAAAAAGGCUGUAUUGAGUUCCUUUUGAUGUCAGUGAAUUGUUUUUUACUACCUUUUUGCGGAAUGUGAAAUGUGUAACUUUUUUUGGUUUGUACCUGACUUCCAGGAUGUGUGAUGGGGGAUUUUUUUUUUUUUUUCCACUUUGAGAAUGAAGACAUACAUAGACAUAUGAUAUGGAGCAGCUUUAAUUCCACAUCAGAGUUGGUUUUAAACGAGACACACACAGAGACACACACACAAUUACACAUAUAUAAAGGAAUUUAAUUCCAUUGCCUUAACCUGUAGUUGUAUAGAAAGUGCAUUGGCAUCCUUUUUUAUAGUUUCCAUCCAAUUGCAAGUUUUGAUGUCAGAAAUUAAUUUGAUCUUGCAUGACUUUGAUAAUAGUACUUGUGUACAUAAAAUGAAAAGAACGAUCUCUUGCUUUAAUUGUUAGUACUUGGUCCUGGAGUACCACUCAGUGUAUAUACUGUAAUAGCUUUUUUUAAUGAGACAAGUUGCAGCUUUUCUGUGGGCACCCAAUUUGGCAGACAUUAACAGGAGUCUGUUGUUAGUAGGCGAAGAGCCUUAGUGCUUCAAGUUGUUGAUCAGCUGGUGUUGGUAGACUUGAUAGAACAAAAUGAUAUGUCGCUGUGGCUUCAGGCACCCUUUUUUGGUUGAAUUUUUACUGAUGAUUAAGAUGGAUUCAGCCAAUGUAUUUAUAUACUUGUCUCUAGGAAAUGGUUUGUGAUUAAACGAAAUGUGAAUGAAUUUGUUUAAUGAGGAGAUACAAAUAUUUCUAUGUUCGUUUGGUAAAAAUGAAAAAAAUAAAUGCAAAUUGC